This is a messenger RNA of Aplysia californica (California sea hare), 1802 nucleotides long. Its product is annotated as caspase-6. The transcript has 10 exons. Bases 171 to 1715 code for a protein of 514 amino acids. The record is from RefSeq and is a predicted model, not a curated record. Gene Ontology annotation, molecular function: cysteine-type endopeptidase activity. NCBI's taxonomy places the organism in Eukaryota, Metazoa, Mollusca, Gastropoda, Aplysiida, Aplysiidae. Gene Ontology annotation, biological process: proteolysis.
CAGGACGAGGAAGUAGUACGUUCUAAGAGUUAGAUAAAGCCUAACUCUCACAGACUCUAUGCCUAGCCCUAAGUCUAAGGCCCGGCCCUAAGAAAACACAACGAGUCGAGUUACAAGCUGGUGGUUCUCCUGUAAAAAGUCCAGUGCCAAGGAGGCAGGCUCUUGUGAAAAUGGGAGACGGUCUUACUUACUCAAGACUCAUUGCAGGAGUUUUGAACCAGCACCAAAUUGAAAUUGCAAAGACUGUAGACUACGAAGAACUGCGUCCUUAUUUAGUGCAGCGUAAUGUCUUUACGACAUUGGACCUCCAGGUGGCAGAGGCCAAGAAACCUUAUUUCUACACCAUCAUCCACCUGUGUGAGAAGGCGAAGACGCUGGAUCGGAAAGGAUUUGAAGAUUUCAUUGAUGCAAUUGCUGAGGAUCAUUACUGGUUGGCAGAUAAAAUCAGAGCUGAUUAUGAUGAGAAAUUGAGUGCCAGUAAAGUAAAUCAGGUUAAAACAUCCUGUCCUCCAGGGUCAACCAGCAGUGGCAUGAGACUCCCAGGUCUGUCUGCACUUCAACAAAAAGCUCCUCCACACAGCAGGUCUCAGUCUGCCAACCUUGCAGCAAGAGCACAUGACACCCAAGCCAUGAAACCUGCUCUGGUCAGCGUACCUAGAGGAGGAGGAGGAGGAAGUUUGACCUCAAGUCCCCAGUCAAGGCCACCAGUGUCUGGGUCUGCGUUGGAGGUUUGCAAGGAGUUCAAAGGGGCCUCACCAAGAGAUCCUGAUAUGUGUCUGCAGGACCCGGAAGCAGAGAGACUUGUCAGAGCUUCAGCAUCUAGUCCGAGGUCCCACCAUUCCAUGGGAGGAAUUUCUCCUGUCCAGAGAGGAGGUAACAAUAAAUAUGCAGAGAAGAGGAGGAAAAAUCCCAAUUCAGUGUAUGCUAUGGACUCCCACCCGCGUGGCUUUGUGCUCAUCAUCAAUAACGAAAAGUUUGACACGCUGCCUGAGAGACAUUGGAGUGAAUCUGACCGCACCAAACUCUUUCACAUGUUCAAAUUUCUGGGCUUUCAAGUUUCCUUGGAGGAGAAUUGCAACACAGCAAAAAUGAAAGAGUUGCUUCAGCUGUUUGCCAGAUUUGAUCGGCUGAAGACAGCCUCCACCAUGGCUGUGGUCAUCUUGACCCAUGGAGGUAGCAAUGACCUCCUGUUUGGCACAGAUGGAAAGGUAGUUCAUGGCACACCCAUCGCAGACACGUACAUUACCAAGUUUGACCUCAUCCAGGCCUUCAAGCCAGAGAGUUGCCCGAGCAUGAAUGGAAAACCUAAGCUCUUCAUCAUCCAAGCAUGUAGAGGAGUGGAAGACGACCGGCCUGCAAGUGCCCAGCACCUCUCCUGGCCCUCCCAGAUAACGACAGAUGGUGCAGACACUCCUUCAGCCAAUUCUGUCGGGGCGGCAGCUGUUCCCCACAGGGCAGCGGCUUCAGAUAUGUGUUUUGUGCAUUCUUCUACCAUUGGCUACAAGGCAUAUCGCCAAAAAAAUGUGGGAAGUCCAUUUGUUGACACCUUAACAAAGAUGGUCACAGACUGGGCUAGAGACUUGAAAUUCCAAGACAUUAUACAGGAGGUCCAGAAAUCUAUGGCCCAACAGCCGUUGCCCUAUGACAACUACACUCUGCCAGAGUUGUCGACACAUCUGAUGCAAAAGUGGUACCUCAACCCCCCAGAUGUGUGAAGGAACCAGGGAGGCAACAAAUUUGUCUUAAUUUAGAUAAAAAUUUACACAUAGCAAUUGUGAGGCAGCAUGGGGAAAUCAGGUGCU